UCUAUUAAUGUAAUCGUGUAAAAUAAUAGUCGCCAAACCUCUUUAGUCGCAGUUUUGUUGUGGUGAACAAAUUCACACUGGUGAAUGUUAUAUUUAAGUCUCAGAACACAGAAACAUAUAUAUUGUUUUUCACGUAUUCCGCAAAAUGAAUGACUCCGCCGCAGUGGAAAAGAUAGAUUUUUUAGACUUUUUCGAGGAUUAUAACUAUACUUACGAUUAUCAGGAAAAUUUGGACUGGUUGCCUUUAAAUGAACUUGUGCCUUGUGUGACUUUCUACGUCAUUAUUGGACUGUUGGGGAUUUCCGGGAACGCCCUUGUCAUCGUGGUCAUUUUAGCGUUUCCCAGAAUGAGGAACAUCACCAGUAUGUUCCUAGUCAGUCUGGCGUCUGCAGAUUUGUUGCUUGUACUCAUCUGCGUCCCAAUCAAGUGCGCCACCUAUUUUUCCUAUACAUGGAGGAUGGGGCCAUUCUUGUGUACUUUUACACAUUACAUACAGAAUGUAUCUAUGGUGUGUUCUGUUAUGACUCUGACAGUGAUGAGUAUAGAGAGGUAUGUUGCCAUUGUUUAUCCAUUACGAGCCCGAUCACUGUGCACGGUACGCCACGCCAAAUUCGUCAUAGGAGCGGUUUGGAUCCUCUCCUUUAUCUAUACCGUGCCAGUUAUCUUCAUCCAGGACCUGCAUGAAGUUGGUAGACGAGUCAAGGCCUACUGGUGCAUGAAAAAGUUUUCACAACCAGAAUACAGUCUUCUGUUUGAAAUCUACAUGUUUUUAAUUUUGUUCAUUGUUCCGAUGACUAUAAUGGUAUUCACGUACAGUCGCAUAUCGUACGAGAUUUGGAAUGUGACAGCGAGGCGAGCUGCACUGUCUGGAGGAAGACACAGAGAGGAAGUGAGCCUAAGAUCAAAUCAGGGAAAGGAAAUUGGUUCCUCUCGAAGAUUACCUGGACGACAUGUCAAAAGUAACUCGAUCAUAAUUUCUGAGGACGCAAAUACAAGGAAACAGGUAAUUCUCAUGUUGAUGAUCAUCGUAUUUUUCUUUGCCAUUUGCUGGGGACCAAUUCUUCUAAAUAAUCUUCUCGUCGCCGCAAACGUCAUAAGUGAACUCAACACGGGGUUCCUGAAGCCGAUGAGAAUGACAUUUCACCUGAUGUCAUACGCUAACAGUUGUGUGAACCCUAUAGUAUACGGAAUCAUGUCCAAAAACUUUAAGGACCGCUUGCGGAAGACUUUUUCGAGACGGAUUACGAGGAACCAGAGUUUAACAGCAAGCUCAUUUCCAAGUAGAAGCUCUACCGUGAGAAAUCAACACACCAAUUAUCAAAAUUUAAAAGAGAGAUCGGCACUGUAGAUAAAGAUGUGAGAAAUCUCAUAAUUCCCACAAACGAUGGAAAUUUUAUUGCUGUCAUGUCAAUGCGUUGAUUAAAUUUUGCUAAAACAUUGUUUUUUAGCCUGUUUUAAAAAGUUGCAAAGAAGACAAUAUUUUCUACUGAAUUUUUUUUCUUAUCGAUUU
Messenger RNA from Saccostrea echinata, 1510 nucleotides. Its product is annotated as allatostatin-A receptor-like. The record is from RefSeq and is a predicted model, not a curated record. Gene Ontology annotation, cellular component: membrane. The coding region runs from base 146 to 1348 and encodes 400 amino acids. Gene Ontology annotation, molecular function: G protein-coupled receptor activity. The transcript is spliced from 6 exons. Lineage: Eukaryota; Metazoa; Mollusca; Bivalvia; Ostreida; Ostreidae. Gene Ontology annotation, biological process: G protein-coupled receptor signaling pathway.